GACUUUCACGACAUAACGUGAAACACAGAAACAGUGUUCACGACAGACACAAAAACUCCAAAGAAAAGCAAAUAAAACGUGAAUUAUUUUAAAUAUGAAGCUUUAGAUUUUUGUUGCUGUUCUACCCAAACGUUCACGCGCGCGGGUCUUCCUGUUGUCCACAGGUGUUUACGCGAGGUCACCGUUAAUCACUUGGCAACUGUCCUAGCAACGGCACAGAGCUUCGUUAACGGUGGUUUUAUGGUAAUUUGGCACAAAUAUGAGUUCAGCGAAGAAAAGAAGAACUAUCACAGGUAGUCGCUCACUUUUGCCACCGAGUCCACCUCAGGUCCUCAGAAAGCAGCCCUGGAUGGAAGCAAGACCUUCAUUUUCGCUGUUUCCUCUAAUCACACAGAAACCUGAUGGGACUGAAACAGCUUCAAAACGAGAUGAGUUAAGUGAUGAGGCAGGCAGCAGGGUCUUUCAAAGCCAUGGCAGAGCUCAGACCCAGUUUGAGGACAGAAUGUGGAUGCAGACCCGUUGGACCUCCAAGCGUCGCAGCAGAAUCCGCAAAAGCAUCAAUCGAAAAAACCCGAAUCUCAGAAAAAACCUGGUUAAAUUUAUAUGCCAGCAGGAAGAGGAGGAGGAGGAGGAUGGCAAAACACCACCAAGUGGAGACUGUGAAAUGAGAUAUAACUACUACAUUAAGAAUGGUAUAGACCUGGACCAUGUGUCACCUCUGGAGGAAUCUUGGGUGGAGAGCAUUAUGAAAAGGGUCUCCCCAAACCUGAGGCGCCACAGCACAUCACUGGAACUGCUGGUUGAUGAGAUCAAGGAGGACUACUUGCACAGCAUCAAGACAGCAAUCUUGAGAUAUACAUUCAGAGAAUCAAAGGAAAGUGACAAGGAGAAAGAAAAAGAUGUGCCCCCUCACAGACUAGAAGUGGAAACGGUGCCAAAACCAUGGAACAAGUCUUUUGUUCAUGCACGCAAGAGGAUCCGUGAAAACCUUUACUCCGUCAACCCCACUGUGCUGAAAAUACUCUACCUUUGGCAUUUCUCCUUCAAAAAUCUCCGGCUGAUAGAUGUAGAGGAGUUCCACCGCAGAAACGAGUCCAUAGAGCUUUCUGAGUUUCAGCAGAUUGUCACUCGACAUGUUGACAGUGCCAGAGGAAUCCUUCUCCAAGAUUGGCUCCUUGAAGUGCAGAACAUUUACCACCAAGGGUGCAAGCGUGAACUGGUGCCUUCCAGAAGCAACAUGACCAAACUAGAAUCUUUUUUUAACUGUGUGGCUGCGCUGAUGACUUCCCAGCUGCAGAAUCUUCUAACAGAUUCAGUCAUCGACUAUACACACUUAAUUUCACAAGAUCUGCAUUCAGAACGAGCCAGUGAACACUCAGGCUUUGUUCUGCAUCUGAUCUUGGAGGACAGGGAGAUCAAGUUUGAGCCCAACCUCAAAAUAUAUGAGGAGGCCUUCCUAAAUGUGUUCGAGUUAAUGCUCAGAUCUGUCAGUGUGAUACCUCGUGUGGAAACCAAACUCUGCUCUGACUGGCCAAGCUCACAGUUUGUAAGUACCCUGAAGCCCAUCAUCCUUCCAGAGGUCCUUCAUGCCCACCAGGAGGAGGUACGCAGGGUAUUCUGGGCUGAGUGUGUCAGGCCCAAGGAGUACAUCCACAAGUAUGAUAAAUAUGCCACACUGGUAUCGAGGCAGGCGGAAAAAGAUGUGGAGCAGGUCCUCCGUGACCAGCACUCUUUCCAGGAAUUUAUGGUGCAGGUGCUACACUACCAGAAGCUUAUUGAUGAGAUCCGGUAUAUGCCUUCCAAGGUGGUACGACUUGGCAUGUUUGAGGUCCAGUCCUAUAAGCUCAUCCAGUCUCUUGUCAAGCGUGCACAGGACAUACAGCAGAAACUGGUUACACGGAUGCUAGAUGACCAUCAGAAAGCCAACAAGAAGCUCUGUGAUGAAUUUGAGCAGAUUUCAGAGAAGGCACUGAGCACACCGCCAGAUACUCAAAAGCUGAUGGAACUUAAGGCCUAUAUUAAAAAGGUGGAGACCACAGAGAUGCCUCUUUUGCAACAAAGACUAGCAGACUCUGCCACGCAGUUGUGUUUCCUGGUGGAGUUUGCCACCCUGUCAACACUGGAUAUGGAGCUCAAUACAAAGACAAUCCAGUGGUUUAAACGUAUGCCAUCCAUCUUUGAGGAACACCAGCAGAUAGUUACCAAAAUGACGGAACAAUAUCAGAGUGGGCUCAAGUUGUACCGUGAACACUUGUUGCAAGAACUGAACAGCUAUAGUAAACAAGUGGAGGAGUUUAAGGCCUUUGGUGAGAUUGCCAACCUCAGCAAGUACCUGACAAAGGCUCAGGCCCUCAAUGCCAAACUGGAGUUAGCUGCUGAAAAGAUUAAUGAUUUAAAUCUAGACGAGGAGGCAUUCGGCUGGUCUGUUUCCCAAUAUCCAGAGCGGAAGAAGGCACAGGAAAAGUUGACACCAUUCCUGCGCCUCUAUGAGACAGCUGCUGAUUUCAUAAAACAGCGUGAGAAGUGGCUGCAUGGACCACUCACCAGUGUGAACCCAGACAAGGUAGAAGGUGAUGUUGGCAACUAUUGGCGCGCUCUAUACAAGCUGGAGAAAUCUUUAAGUGAAGUACCCAAUGCCCUUAAUAUAGCAAACACUGUAAAGGCUAAGGUGGAAGACUUCAAGGAGCACAUUCCUAUGGUUCAGGUACUGUGUAAUCCUGGCCUGCGUAAACGUCACUGGGAUGCCAUGUCGGACUUGGCUGGCAUCUACCUGGAGCCAGCUGAUGAUCAGGUGUCCGUGUCUAACUUCCUGUCAAUGCACCUGGAACAGCACUUGAGCAGCUUCGAAGGCAUUAGUGAAGCAGCCAGCAAGGAGUACUCACUGGAGAAGGCCAUGGAGAAAAUGGCCAGUGAGUGGGAUCACAUGGAGUUUAAUCUCCUUAGCUACCGAGAGACGGGCACCUCCAUCUUGUCAUCGGUGGAAGAAGUGCAGAUGUUGUUGGAUGAUCACAUUGUGAAGACACAAACCAUGAAAGGCUCACCCUUCAUUAAACCUUUUGAAGCAGAAAUACGGGAAUGGGAGGGCAAGUUGCUGCUUCUCCAAGAAGUUCUGGACGAGUGGUUAAAGGUGCAGUCUACUUGGCUGUACCUGGAGCCCAUAUUCAGCUCCCCAGACAUCAUGGUUCAGAUGCCUGAAGAGGGACGCCGAUUCACAACUGUUGACAAAACAUGGAGAGACAUCAUGAAACAGGUUUCACUGAACAAGCACGUGUUGGCCGUGAUAGCCAUCGACAAGAUCCUGGAGAGACUGCAAAAGUCCAACGAAUUUCUGGAAAUGAUUCUCAAAGGUCUUAAUAACUACUUGGAGAAGAAACGUCUCUACUUUCCACGGUUCUUCUUCCUCUCAAACGAGGAGCUGCUGGAAAUCCUCUCUGAGACCAAAGAUCCUACAAGGGUGCAGCCCCAUCUGAAGAAGUGCUUUGAAGGCAUUGCUAGUGUGUUGUUCACUGAUGUGCUGGAUAUCACCCACAUGAAGAGCAGUGAGGGUGAAAUGGUGCAGCUCCUGGAUGCCAUUUCCACCUCCAAAGCCAGGGGACAGGUGGAGAAAUGGCUUUUAGAACUGGAGAGUGGCAUGACUGCGUCCCUGCACAAGGUAAUAGGGGAGGCUAUUGAGGCAUACCCCAAUGAGCUGAGGGUAAACUGGGUGCGUGCUUGGCCAGGCCAGACUGUAUUGUGUGUUUCACAAGUCUACUGGACGAAGCAUAUCCACAAAGCUAUCAAAAUAGGACAGAAGGCUCUUGAUGCUUACCUGGAGCAAAACAACAGACAGAUUGAUGACAUUGUGGGACUUGUGCGUGGAAAACUGUCCAAGCAGAACCGGGUCACCCUCGGAGCCCUUGUCGUGCUGGAUGUCCAUGCCAGGGAUGUGUUAGCCACACUGGUGCAAAAGGGGAUAAGUGAUGAGAACGACUUUGAGUGGCUUAGCCAACUGCGCUAUUACUGGGUGGAAAACCAUCUCCAAACCAAGAUGAUCAAUGCUGGUUUGCCAUAUGGCUACGAAUACCUGGGCAACACUCCACGUCUGGUCAUUACACCACUCACAGACCGCUGCUACCGCACGCUGUUUGGAGCACUCCACCUUCAUCUGGGAGGAGCUCCUGAAGGCCCAGCUGGCACAGGAAAAACGGAGACAACCAAAGACUUGGCCAAAGCUGUGGCCAAGCAGUGUGUGGUCUUUAACUGCUCUGAUGGUCUGGACUACAUUGCUUUGGGCAAAUUCUUCAAAGGCCUCUUGUCCUGCGGAGCAUGGGCCUGCUUUGAUGAGUUUAACCGCAUUGACUUGGAGGUGCUCUCUGUGGUGGCGCAACAGAUUCUCACAAUACAGAGAGGAAUUGCUGCCCACACCGAGAUGUUGAUGUUUGAAGGGACUGAACUUAAACUGGAUCCCUCUUGCGCUGUGUUCAUCACUAUGAAUCCUGGCUAUGCUGGACGGUCUGAGCUACCAGACAACCUUAAGGCUCUGUUCAGGACCGUUGCCAUGAUGGUACCAGACUACGCUAUGAUUGCAGAGAUUGUCCUCUACUCAUGUGGUUUUGUUAGUGCGCGACCCUUGUCAGUGAAAAUAGUGGCUACUUAUCGACUCUGCUCUGAGCAGCUCUCCUCACAGCACCACUAUGACUAUGGUAUGAGAGCUGUCAAGUCUGUGCUAACUGCUGCUGGAAACCUUAAGCUCACCUUUCCAGAGGAGAAUGAAGACACCCUGUUGCUGAGAUCCAUUAUUGAUGUCAAUCUGCCCAAAUUCCUGGACCACGAUCUGCAGCUAUUUGAGGGUAUCACCUCUGACCUCUUUCCGGGAGUCAAACUCCCAAAACGUGACUACAACGUUCUGCUGGAGGCCAUUGAGGAUAACUGCCGCCAAAUGAACCUUCAAGUCACAGAAUUCUUUGCUGAGAAAAUCCUGCAAAUCUUUGAGAUGAUGAUAGUGAGACACGGCUUCAUGUUAGUGGGUGAACCGUUUGGUGGGAAGACCAGUGCUUACCGUGUGCUGGCAGCUGCCCUUCAUGACAUUUUUAAGAAGGGUCUGAUGGAUGAGAACCAGGUACAGAUCACAGUAAUCAAUCCCAAAUCCAUUACCAUGGGCCAGCUGUACGGCCAGUUUGACCCCGUCUCUCACGAGUGGUCUGAUGGCAUCCUCGCUGUCAGCUACAGAUCCUUCGCUGCCUCCCAGAGCCCUGACAGAAAAUGGCUCAUCUUUGAUGGUCCAGUGGAUGCUGUGUGGAUUGAGAAUAUGAACACAGUACUCGAUGACAACAAGAAGUUGUGUCUGAUGAGCGGUGAGAUCAUUCAAAUGUCACCACAAAUGAGCCUCAUCUUUGAACCCAUGGACCUGGAGGUGGCAUCUCCAGCCACGGUGUCUCGCUGUGGUAUGAUCUACAUGGAGCCACAUAUGCUUGGCUGGCGGCCUCUCAUGCUGUCCUGGCUCAGUACCCUGCCUCCUACAGUCAGCGCUACGCACAAAGACCUCAUCACUGCCCUCUUUGACCGCCUACUGCCAGCCUGCCUACAGCUCAUUCGAAAGGCCACCAAGGAGCUGUCUUCAACGACUGACACCAACCUCGUGAAGUCCCUCAUGAAUCUGAUGGACUGUAUGAUGGAUGAAUUUCAGGAUGAAGCAAAGAUUAAGAACAUGGAUGAAAAAGAUAUUUGCUCCUGGCUGGAGGGCAUGUUUGUGUUCUGCCUGGUCUGGUCAGUGGGGGCCAGCUGUGACGAUUUGGGCCGAGUAAAGUUUGAUGCUCUGGUAAGAGAGGUGAUGAAUGGCCCCUUAAGUAAGGAGACAGCAUCCCACCAUGGCAUUCUGGUCACUGUGGAGGCUCCACCGAAUCAGCUGACACUCCCCUUACCCACUGAGGGAACCCUCUACGAGUACUGCUUCGUUAAAGAGGGCCCGGGCAGGUGGGAGCUUUGGACAGAUAAGUUAAAGGCUGCUCCCCCCAUAGGCAAGGACAUGCAGUUCAAUGAGAUCAUCGUUCCCACUGAGAACACAGUACGCUACAUGGCACUGAUGGAGCUACUCGUCACUCACCAGAAACCCACUAUUUUCAUCGGUCCCACUGGCACUGGCAAGAGUGUCUACAUUACAGACUUCCUGUUGAAUAAGCUACAGAAGGAUGUGUACACCCCAUUGUUUAUCAACUUCUCAGCCCAGACUACAGCUGCCCAGACACAAAACAUUAUUACGUCCAAGCUAGAUAAGCGACGCAAAGGAGUGUUUGGCCCUCCAGUGGGGAAAAAAAUGGUGGUAUUUGUGGAUGAUGUAAACAUGCCAGCGAGAGAGGUUUAUGGUGCUCAACCUCCUGUGGAGCUGCUUCGCCAGUGGCUUGAUCACUGGAACUGGUAUGACUUGAAGGACUGCUCCAUGAUUAAUCUGACGGAUAUCCUGAUCAUAUGUGCGAUGGGACCACCUGGUGGGGGGCGUAACCCUGUCACUCCUCGGUUCCUGCGUCACUUCAACAUGAUCACCAUUAAUGACUUUGAUGAGAAGACCAUGUAUACAAUCUUCUCCAGGAUCACAAAUUGGCAUUUUACCAUACGGUUUUCAUUCCCCAAGGCAUUUGCUGCUCUGACCUCUCAGAUCGUCCAUAGCACUAUGUCAGUUUACCAAGAGGCCACCAAGAACCUGCUACCAACCCCCACAAAGUCCCAUUACUUGUUCAAUUUACGUGAUGUCUCCCGGGUUAUUCAGGGCAUCUGCCUGUCGCGGCCAGAGACUGCAGAGGAGCAGUCUGUCGUCAAACGGCUCUGGGUCCAUGAGGUCCUGAGGGUGUACUACGAUCGACUGGUCCACGACACCGAUCGAUCUUGGCUUGUAAGUCAUCUACAGGUUGUGUGUCAGACUCACAUGAAGGAGAACUUCCAUCAUCUUUUCCAGCAUCUGGACCAGGACCAAGAUGGAAAGGUGACUGAAGAUGACCUGCGCAGCCUCAUGUUUUGUGACUUCCAUGACCCCAAAGGUGAGGACCGCAGCUACCGUGAAGCUCAUGACUUAGAUCGGCUACGUCAGGUUGUGGAAUCACACUUGGAGGAGUUCAACAACACCAGCAAAGCACCAAUGAAUCUGGUGCUCUUCCGUUUUGCCAUUGAGCAUGUGUGCCGGAUUUCCCGCAUCCUCAAGCAGCCAAGUGGCCAUGCCCUGCUGGUAGGGGUUGGUGGGAGUGGGCGUCAGUCUCUCACCCGUCUGGCAGCCUACAUGGCAGUGGCAGAGCUUUUCCAGGUGGAAAUAUCCAAGACCUAUGGGACCACUGAAUGGCACGAUGACCUGAAACAAAUCAUGAGGAAGGCUACGGAAGGAGAGGCUCAUGGCGUUUUCCUGUUUACAGACGCUCAAAUCAAAAUGGAGUCAUUCUUGGAGGACAUUGGUAACUUGCUCAACACUGGUGAGGUGCCCAACCUGUUUGCAGUGGAUGAGAAGCAGGAAAUAUGUGAGCGAAUGCGUGUGCUGGACAGGCAGCGUGAUAGAGAAAAACAAACAGAUGGCAGCACCUUGUCGCUUUUCAACAUGUUCUUAGAGCGCUGUCGCACACAGCUGCAUGUGGUGCUGGCCAUGAGUCCCAUUGGAGAUGCUUUCAGGGACCGUUUGAGACGUUUCCCCGCACUCAUUAACUGCUGUACUAUUGACUGGUUUCAGACUUGGCCUGAAGAUGCCCUGCAGGCAGUGGCCUGCCGCUUCCUGGAGGAUGUUGAGAUGACGGAAGAGGCCCGAGAAGGCUGCAUCACUAUGUGCAAGAGCUUCCACACUUCAACCAUUAAUUUGUCUCACCGCUUUUUGACUGAGUUGCAGCGUCACAAUUAUGUCACUCCAACCUCAUAUCUGGAGCUCAUUUCCACCUUCAAAGCUUUGCUGAAGACAAGAAGAGCUGAGGUGAUGAAGAUGAAAAGUCGCUACGAGGUCGGUCUGGAAAAGCUGGAGUCAGCUGCAGAACAAGUGGCUACCAUGCAAGUUGAGCUAGAGGCUCUACAGCCACAGCUGCUUGUAGCUAGCAAAGAGGUAGAUGAGAUGAUGGUGGUGAUUGAACAUGAAUCUGUGGAGGUGGCUGAGACAGAGAAGGUGGUGAAGAUAGAUGAAGCAGUGGCCAACGAACAAGCCAUGGCUGCCAAAGCUAUCAAGGAUGAAUGUGAUGCUGACCUGGCUGAAGCUAUGCCCAUCCUGGAGUCAGCCCUGGCUGCGUUGAAUACUCUGACCCCUCAGGAUAUCACAGUGGUGAAGUCCAUGAAAAGCCCACCCACAGCAGUCAAGCUGGUUAUGGAGGCAAUUUGCAUUCUUAAAGGCAUCAAACCAGAUCGUGUGCCGGACCCCUCAGGCUCUGGUAAAAAAGUGGAAGACUUUUGGGGCCCAGCCAAAAAGCUUCUGGGAGACCUAAGGUUUCUCCAGAGCCUCCAUGAGUAUGACAAAGAUAACAUUCCUCCAAAUCUUAUGGCCAUCAUCCGCACCAAGUACAUUACCAACCCAGACUUUGUGCCAGAAAAGAUUAGAACUGCAUCCACUGCAGCUGAGGGUAUGUGUAAGUGGGUUUGUGCCAUGGACAAGUAUGACAAAGUUGCCAAGGUGGUGGCUCCAAAGAAAGAGAAGCUGGCACAGGCUCAAGGGAAGCUACAGGUGGCCAUGGGGGGCUUGAGGAAAAAGCAGGCUGCUCUAAAAGAAGUCCAAGAUAAACUUGGAAAGCUUCAGGAGACUUUGGAUGCCAAUAAAAACAAGAAAGCUGACCUAGAGAGUCAGGUCGAUCUUUGCAGUAAGAAGCUGGAGCGAGCAGAGCAGCUCAUUGGAGGUUUGGGUGGGGAGAAGACUCGCUGGAGUGAAAUGGCCUUACAACUUGGAAACCUCUACAAUAACCUGAUUGGGGACAUCCUCAUCUCAGCAGGCAUAGUAGCUUACCUGGGAGCAUUCACGUCAAGCUACAGACAGGAUCAGACACAGGAGUGGAUGAAUCUUUGUAAGAGCAGAGGGAUCCCAUGCUCCCGCAACAUGUCUCUAAUGAAAUCCCUGGGUGAUGCAGUAAAAAUUCGCACGUGGACCAUCGCUGGCUUGCCAUCGGACAGCUUCUCCAUAGAUAACGCAAUCAUAAUCUCUAAUGCCAGGCGGUGGCCAUUGAUGAUCGAUCCCCAAGGCCAGGCCAACAAAUGGGUGAAAAAUAUGGAGAAGGCCAAUAACCUGCAUGUUAUUAAACUGAGCGAUGCUGACUUUGUACGCACUCUGGAGAAUUGCAUCCAGUUUGGCACACCAGUGCUGCUGGAGAAUGUCGGUGAGGAGCUGGAUCCCAUCCUGGAGCCUCUGCUGCUUCGACAGACCUUUAAACAGGGCGGUGCAAUGUGCAUCCGUCUAGGAGACUCUACCAUUGAAUAUGUUCCUGACUUUCGCUUUUACAUCACUACCAAACUACGCAACCCUCACUACCUGCCUGAGACUUCUGUCAAGGUGACCCUGCUAAACUUCAUGAUCACUCCAGAGGGCAUUCAAGACCAGCUACUGGGCAUUGUAGUAGCCCGGGAGAGGCCUGACCUGGAAGAAGAGAAACAGGCUCUCAUUCUACAGGGAGCAGAGAACAAAAGACAGCUGAAGGAGAUCGAGGACAAAAUCUUAGAGGUCCUGUCCUCCUCUCAGGGCAACAUCCUGGAGGAUGAGACUGCCGUCGAGAUCCUCUCUGCUUCCAAGGUGCUUGCCAACGAAAUCUCAGAGAAGCAGGCCGUGGCCGAGGUGACAGAGAAGAAGAUUGAUGAGACCCGCAUGGGUUACACACCUAUUGCCGUGCAUUCGGCAAUCUUGUUCUUCUCUAUUGCUGACCUGGCUAACAUUGAACCCAUGUACCAAUACUCCCUCACCUGGUUUAUUAACCUCUUCAUCAGCUCCAUUGAGAGCUCAGACAAGAGUGAUGACUUGGAGCAGAGACUGCAGAUCCUGAGAGACCACUUUACCUACACACUGUAUGUGAAUGUGUGUCGCUCUCUGUUUGAGAAGGAUAAGCUACUUUUUUCCUUCUGCCUCACUGUCAGCCUGCUUAUGCACAGCAAGCUGGUGGAUGAGGGGGAGUGGCGCUUCCUUCUAACGGGCGGUGUGGGCCUGGACAACCCCUACUCCAAUCCCUGCACCUGGCUCUCUAAAAAGUCUUGGGAUGAGAUAUGCCGCUUGGAUGCCAUGGAACAUUUCAAAGGCCUGCGUCAGGACCUGACACGCUGCAGAAAUGAGUGGAAACAGGUCUACGACAGCCCAGAGCCCCAUCAGACUCAGUUUCCUAAUGAGUGGCAGGAGAAGCUGAGCCAGUUUCAGAAGAUGCUGGUGAUUCGCUGUCUCAGGCCAGACAAAAUUGUUCCCAUGGUUCAGGAGUUUGUUUCAGACACGUUGGGCCAUCACUUCAUUGAAGCACCACCCUUUAACUUAAGUAACGCCUUUGUAGAUAGCCACUGUUGUGCCCCCCUUAUUUUCAUCCUUUCCCCUGGCUCCGACCCCAUGGCGGCUUUGCUCAAGUUUGGAGAUGAAAAGGGCUUUACUGGUAACAAGCUGACAUCCCUCUCUUUGGGCCAAGGCCAAGGUCCUAUUGCUAUGCGCAUGAUUCAGACAGGCAUUAACGAGGGCACCUGGGUGGUUCUGCAAAACUGCCACUUGGCCACUUCAUGGAUGUCAGCACUGGAGAGAGUUUGUGAGGGGCUAAACCCAGAUACCACCCACCCAGACUUCAGGCUGUGGCUUACUAGCUACCCAUCUCCCACAUUCCCUGUGGCGGUGCUCCAGAAUGGUGUUAAGAUGACCAACGAGGCUCCAAAAGGUCUCCGCUCCAACAUUGCACGCUCCUUCUUAAUGGAUCCCAUCUCUGACCCAGAGUUUUUUGGCAGCUGCAGCAAGCCGGCUGUGUUCAAGAAGCUAUUGUAUGGCCUGUGUUUCUUCCAUGCCCUGACCCAAGAGAGGAGAAAGUUUGGACCUUUAGGCUGGAACAUUCCAUACGAGUUCAAUGAGACUGACCUCCGGAUCUCUGUACAGCAACUAUACAUGUUCCUGGAACAGUACCAGGAAGUGCCGUUUGAUGCCCUCUGCUACAUGACCGGUGAGUGUAACUAUGGGGGGCGAGUGACAGACGACUGGGACAGACGAGCCCUGCGCACGAUCCUCUCGAUCUUUUACACCCCAAAGAUCAUCGAGGACCCUGGCUACACAUUUGACCCCACUGGGCUGUACUACGCACCAGCUGAGGGAGAUUACGACAGCUACAUCGAAUAUACCAAGUCGCUGCCACUCAACCCGUCACCAGAAAUUUUUGGCAUGAACGCCAACGCAGAUAUCACCAAGGACCAGGCUGAGACUCAACUUCUGUUUGACAGCAUCUUGCUUACACAGUCCCGCUCUUCAGGCGGAGAUGCCAAAUCCUCAGAUGACAUGGUCUUUGAAGUGGCAGCUGACAUCCUCAGUAAGCUGCCUGAAGACUUUGACUUGGAGGCAGCAAUGAGCCGCUUUCCUACCAGCUACAACCAGAGCAUGAACACAGUGCUGGUGCAGGAGAUGGGUCGCUUCAACAACCUGCUGGGCACGAUCCGAGACUCUUGCAUCAACAUUCAGAAGGCCAUAAAGGGUCUCGUGGUGAUGUCUGCAGAGCUGGAGGAGGUGGUCAGCAGCAUCCUGAAGGGUCGCAUCCCAGCCAUGUGGAUGAAGAAGUCCUACCCCAGCCUCAAACCGUUAGGAAGCUACGUCAACGACUUCCUAGAGCGACUGACGUUCUUGCAGGACUGGUACGACAAGGGCGCGCCUGCUGUAUUUUGGAUAUCAGGAUUCUUCUUCACCCAAGCCUUCCUUACAGGCAGCCAGCAGAACUACGCCAGGAAGCACACCAUCCCUAUCGAUUUGCUGGGCUUUGACUUCGAGGUCCUGGAUGACAGACAGUACAAUCGGCCUCCUGCGGACGGUGUGUACAUCAGAGGUCUGUUCCUUGAUGGGGCGCGCUGGGACAGAAAGACCAAACGUCUUGCCGAGUCCUAUCCCAAAGUGCUGCACGACUCCAUGCCUGUGAUGUGGUUGAAGCCCAUGAAGCGAGGCGACAUUCCCGAGAGGAUGUGUUAUCUGGUGCCCGUCUACAAGACGAGCGAGCGACGCGGCACCCUGUCCACCACCGGACACUCCACCAAUUAUGUCAUCGCCAUGACACUCAACUCCAACGUUCCUGCGGAGCACUGGAUCAGACGAGGGGUCGCUCUACUCUGCCAGCUCAGCUCAUAGUCUCAGCUUUGGCUUACGCCUGGGUUUGUUUCACACUCUGACGUGUAAUUAAAAAAAAAUCGGGAACAGAAACCUG
Molecule: messenger RNA, 12329 nt
Organism: Oreochromis niloticus (Nile tilapia)
Lineage: Eukaryota; Metazoa; Chordata; Actinopteri; Cichliformes; Cichlidae
Gene: dnah7
Product: dynein, axonemal, heavy chain 7
Exons: 66
Coding region: 260-12253 (3997 amino acids)
Biological process (GO): microtubule-based movement
Cellular component (GO): dynein complex
Molecular function (GO): ATP binding; dynein intermediate chain binding; minus-end-directed microtubule motor activity
Source: RefSeq, a predicted model, not a curated record